Molecule: messenger RNA, 867 nt
Organism: Trachymyrmex cornetzi
Lineage: Eukaryota; Metazoa; Arthropoda; Insecta; Hymenoptera; Formicidae
Exons: 3
Coding region: 1-867 (288 amino acids)
Biological process (GO): regulation of transcription by RNA polymerase II
Cellular component (GO): transcription regulator complex; nucleus
Source: RefSeq, a predicted model, not a curated record
AUGGAAAACUCGAGCGUGAUAAUGUUAGAAGGCACGAUGAACGAAACCGUGCAAGACGAAAUUCUAGUCGCUUUAGUGAAAGAGAAUCCGGUGUUGUACGACAAAAAGUACCCGGAUUAUAAAAACCAGGAAGUAAAAAAGGAUACCUGGAAUAUGAUUAAAAUACAGUGUGGAAUGUCAUCAGCUGAAGAAGUAGAGAAUAGAUGGAACCAAUUGCGAAAUUAUUUUGGAAAAAGACUAAGAGAAAUAAAGGCAAAGCCGGCCAGUGGAUCAGGUGGAGGAGAAAAAGCUAAAAAAGUGGAAUGGUAUCUCAUGGGACCUAUGUCAUUUUUGAUCCCACAUAUUAGUCACCGAAGAGGUCGUAGUUCUAUGGGAAAUCAACAUUUGUCUACAUCAUCUACGUUAUUCAAGAUUUCUUCCCCUGUACCACAUUCAUUUGUAAGCAGCAAAGCAUGCAUUAUUGAGUCUGUACAGAACGAUAGUGUAAAUGUUGUUAUUGACAGUAAUACUAGCUCAGGGUGUGAGAGUUUCGUGCAGAACGUUAGUACAGAUAUUGUUAUUGACAAUAAUACUAGCUCAGGAUGUGAGAGUUUCGUGCAGAACGUUAGUACAGAUGUUAUUGACAAUAAUAUUAGCUCAGUACAUGAGAGUUCUAAGAGCUAUGAUUAUGUUCAAUCAAAGCCUGAAACUAAUUCCGUCCUUUUAAAAAAGAAAAAAGUGCCUGAUUUAGAUGCUUUUGCAAAAAAGAAGCAAAAGAAUGAUAGUGAUGUAGAAAACCCCUUGGCACAGUCAACCUCAGCCUUAACUAAUCUUGCAACAGUUGUGCAUAAAUCUAUUUCUAAACGUAGUCUUGACGAAAUAAAUUAA